Molecule: messenger RNA, 9669 nt
Organism: Solea solea (common sole)
Lineage: Eukaryota; Metazoa; Chordata; Actinopteri; Pleuronectiformes; Soleidae
Gene: gigyf1a
Product: GRB10 interacting GYF protein 1a
Exons: 26
Coding region: 1028-4294 (1088 amino acids)
Biological process (GO): insulin-like growth factor receptor signaling pathway
Molecular function (GO): protein binding
Source: RefSeq, a predicted model, not a curated record
ACCGUUUCAAAAAGAGUAAAGUCUCUGCCCUGAGAAAUCGGUGCUGGUGCCUCGCCACAACAUUGGUUAGCCGCUUGUCAAUGUCCAGUCACGUGGUGUCACACGGACGGCCAUGUUUCCGAAACACAAACAACAAGAAGAGUAGCGACUGGGAGCCACAGCAGACACGUACUGAUACGCAGCAGCGACCGUUGGAGGAGAGGGGAAAAUAAUAAAUAAAACACAGAGCACGACUUUCUGAAAGUGCGAUUCUGUCGAAUGAAUACGUUUACAGUGUUUAAAGAGACCAAUGCAGACGACGUAUUGGCCGUAGACGCACCGUGCAGACAACCAGUCUGGUAGCUAAAAACAGUAAAGUGGUGCAAAGGGAGGAGGAAAUAAAGGAGUUACCUGGAGGUUGUCCGUCAAUCCACAUUUCUGUUGGAGUGAGAGAAAAAGGCCCGGCUGGAGAGAGGGAAAGGAGACGGGGAGUGUGUGUCGCGUCUGCUCUAGGCAGCUGUUCCAGCAGCCUGUUUCAUUGUUUUGGCUGUUAUUUAGUUCCUGCGUUACCUUUUUGAUGAACCAGCUCAUAUUUUUAACUUUAUUGUGAGAUAUAACUGCUGUAGUAAAAAAACAAAAAAAAAAACAAGAAAAGAAAUAUAACAAAAAAAGAAAGGAAAUAUAACUAGCAAACCUGUUUUUAUUUUGUUCUGUCGUUAAUUUCCAAGUUUUUUUUGUUUCUUUUUUAAGUUCAACAACCCUUUUCAGCUGUGAGUAGCAGGAGCUUCCAUUCUCCAAACUAUCGUUGAACCCCCUUCCUUACUUAGUUAGGACCUGAUAACCUGAUAUUCCUCAAGCACCUGAAACUGGCAGCUAUUCUUUUUGUGUCUGUGUGUUUGGGGAGUUCUGUGACCACAGCUUAAGCACCACUCAGCCUUCUAGUCACCUAAGCCUAACUAAAGCCAGCCAACUCUCGCCUGGUCCAGCCCAGUCCAGCCUGCUCCGAUCUUCUGGACAGGAUACUCAGUUCUGUGUGGACGUGAGGAAUAUGACUGCUGAGACUCUUAACUUCGGCCCAGAAUGGCUCCGUGCACUGUCCAGUGGGGGGAGUGUGACGUCCCCCCCUCCUUCCCCUGCCAUGCCAAAGUACAAGCUGGCCGAUUACCGCUACGGCCGAGAGGAGAUGUUAGCACUUUAUAUCAAAGACAACAAUGUCCCAGAGGACAUGCAGGAUAAGGAGUUUGCUGCUAUUCUGCAGGAUGAGCCCUUGCAGCCACUGGCACUGGUUCCUCUAACUGAGGAGGAGCAGAGAAACUUCUCCAUGUCUGUGAACAGUGUGGCGGUGCUGAGGCUCAUGGGAAAAGGGGUCGGUGGUGGGGCUGCCCCGGCCGGAGUGGUCCGGGGGCGAGGGGCCACACGAGGCGGUCGAGGACGAGGUCGUGGUGAAGGUGGAUUCUACCAAAGAAGUAUUGAAGAUGUGGAGGUUGGUUUCGGCCGCAGCGCCAGAGAGAUUCACCGCAGCCAAAGCUGGGAUGACCGGGGUGAGCGUCGAUUUGAGAAGCCGCUGCGGCGGGAGGUGGGACGUCCUGGCUUUGAAGAUGCUGUAGCUCCCGCGGGUCCAGGGAGGAAGGAGUACACAAGGGCUGACAGCGAUAACUGGCGUACCCUUCGGGAGGAGCAUGAGGAGGAGGAAGGGGAGCCAGGCACCAACUGGAGACUCACUGGACCUCGCAGAGAUGAUGGCGGUCCUCGCUCAGCAGGCUGGCGGGACCACACUGGUCCAGGCGAGAGUCGUCGGAGGAAGUUUGACUUUGACUUCCGGGACUCAGAGGGUCAUGGUGGCAGUCGCCGGCGUGCAGGCAGCGAUGGGCUGGAGGACGGCGACGGCCUGCCUGAGUGGUGCACAGAUGAGGAGGAUGGGGAAAUGGGCACAUUCGACUCCUCAGGAGCUUUUAUGCCGAUGAAGGGGGGCAAGGAGACAAUCCUGGAGGAUGAGUUGGAGUUUAAGGGGAUAGAGGAGGAGGAAUAUGACGAGGGCUUCCCUGAUAUAGAGAGGAACAGUGCCGAAGGAGACAAAGAGAGUAAAGAAGUUGCCUCUGCUGUAGUUGAUAGUGAGGCAAAGCCAGCAUCACCUUCUUCUUCUCCUCCAACACACUGUACCCCUCCAUCUGUGGAGCCUCAACCCAGCAAUCCAGGCCCGGUGGUGGAUAAUUCUUCUCUGAACAACAGCCACCCUGUCAAGGCCAACGCUAUGCCUGGUGAAGACAUGGCUCCAGUAGGGGGCUCCAAGACUCAGCUGAACCCUGGCGCCACCACCUCUGCCAGUCUGCCUCCCCCACCCCCAUCCUCUGCUGCUCCUCUCCUCCCUUCGUCUGGAGGAGACAAUGAGGAUGAUGAGGGCAUGAAGCACCUGCAGCAGGAGGCAGAGAAGAUGGUGGCAUCACUGCAGGACACCUCUUUGGAGGAGGAGUGUUUCACCCAGGCUCUGCAGCAGCAGCAGGAAAGCAGGAACACAGCUGCAGCUCUCCCACUGUCACAUGAGGCAGCCAUGAAGUGGUUCUACAAGGACCCACAAGGGGAAAUUCAGGGUCCAUUCACCACGGUGGAAAUGUGCGAGUGGUUCCAGGCUGGCUACUUCACCAUGACUCUGCUGGUGAAGCGGGGCUGUGAUGAGGGCUUUCAGCCACUGGGGGACGUCAUCAAGAUGUGGGGCCGCGUUCCCUUUGCCCCAGGGCCCUCCCCGCCGCCCCUGCUGGUGAGACCGCCACCACCAACGCAGCGCCCGCAGCCCAACCGGGGGCCCUCCGGGACUGUGAGUCAGAGCUCAGCCAACAAAGAGGGUGGGGAGGGGAGGAUGCAGACUAAACGACAGGGAAACCUAGACCAGGAGCGCCUGAAAAAGCAACAGGAGCUGGCAGCAGCAGCUCUUUAUCAACAGCUCCAGCAGCAGCAGCUAUUCCAGCUCAUUAACAGGUGCAGUGAGCAGGGUAUGAUGCCUUCGAUGAACAGGUCGAUGUCAGUGCCAGAUACAGGGUCCAUGUGGGACAUGCAUACCUCAGCUUCACAGCCGUCAGGUGGUGAAGCCAGUCUUUGGGACAUAACAAUGAAUCCUUCUACUCAGGGUCCAACUCUCGAACAGCUUCAAAAGCUCCAGCAGGAGAGGCGAGACGCUGAACUCAGGGCGAAGCGGGAGGAGGAGGAGCAGCGAAAGAGGAGGGAGGAGAAGAGGAGGCUACAGGAGGAGCAGAAGAGGAGGGAGGAGGAGGAGCUAUUUAGACGCAAGCAGGUGAGACAAGCAAAGUGUCGUCAGCAGGAAUUGAUCAUGAAGUUGCUGCAGCAGGCUCCCCAGCAGCAGGCUCCAGGGGCAGGCAGCUCAGGCUGGAGUGGGGGUCCUUCCUCUGGGCUCUCUAAAACAGGAAAGUCCCCUGUUGUGGCUCUUAUGGAAAUGCAGCAGGAGGCAGAGAGACUUCUGAAGCAGCAACAUCAGCAGAGAGCCCAGCAACAGAGAGAACGCCAUACCGGCAUGUCAAUGGGGAGUUCCUCCAUGGGUGGGCAGUGGGCGGAUGGUGUUGGCAUGUGGGGUGGACCUGGAGGUAUGGAAGGUAAAAGUGGCAGUGGAAGCUCUUCGGGCAGCAUGGGCAUGUGGGAUGAGGCUGUGAAGAACCAAGCCGGCCUGCGUGGCAACAGCAACAACAACAUGGGCUUGAAGAACAGUCGCAGCAGCCCAUCACUCAGUGAUCAGUACAUGAUGCGUCGUAAGCGGACAGAGGAGGAGGAGAAGCUGCUGAAGCUGCUGCAGGGCAUGAAGCCCCAGGACGGCUUCACCACCUGGUGUGAACAGAUGCUGCACGCUCUCAACACCUCUGCCAACAACUCCACCUCCUCUCUGGAUGUUGCCACGAUUGUGGCGUACCUGAAGGAGGUGGAGUCUCCCUAUGCAGUGCUGGACUUCAUCCGGUCCUACCUAGGGGACACAGUGGAAGCCAAAGAGUUCGCCAAACAGUUUCUAGAGCGACGUGCCAAACAGAAAGCCAACCAACAGAGACAGCAGCAGCAGUUAUCAAAGGAAGUGGCUGGCCUAAACAUGAACUUCCCUCUACAGGACUCAAUGCGAGGUAUGAACCCAAGCACCCUGCAGUCCAUGUUUCAAGCCAACCACAUCGGCAAGGCUGGUCUCUAUGACAACCAGGGGGGAAAGAUGAAAAAGAAACCGCCCAUGAUGCUGCACUCUGACCCCAGCAUCUUAGGUUACUCAUUCCACAACACGGGCGAUUGUCCGGGCCUGAAUGAGAUGGAGAUGGUGGAGGAUUACUGAUGUGACGCCGCGCAGCAGCAAUAGCUACCUGAGGCCUUCUGUCUUUUAAUCAGACAAACCUGAUGACGAAUGUGCACUGCUGGGGGAACCGGGGGUGAGGGUAGGAAGGCAGCGUGGGAGGGGAGGUGCAGGGUGGAGGCGCCUGGAUCUGCGCCUCCUGACCUUGCCUUCCCUCUAGAGAGAAAAAAAAAAAGGGCUCCCCGCUGCACCAGUUUAUCACUUAAGCAGGGGAGACUGGGGUGAAAAGGGGUGAGGUUAAAAGGAAGAUGGGUAUCCUCUGGCACUCAAAAGAUUAAGCACCUUAUACUGAACUAAUGCACUUUAUUGAGAUGGGAUUUGAAUAGUUUUUUUUCAUGUGUGUAUGUAUGUGAGAUUGUCUGGAAUCAGUGCACAUACAGUAUGUGUGCAUACACAAUCUGUGUGUGUGUGUGUGUGUGUGCGCGCGCGCAUGUGUGGGGGCAUCACAACUGGAAGUGGGUGGUGAAAAAGUCGGUGGGGUGAAUGGUCGGGUUGUGAGGUUUUCAAAGUCAGGGGGACCUUUAGUUGAAACCUUAUCAGAGAGCAAAUCCUUUCUCGAAAGACAAACACUGUUGAUAUUUCUCUUGUUCAGCAUUUUUUUUACGUUUUAUAUAAAAAAGUAAAGCUAUUGAAAAAUGGAUUAUAAAAAGACUUGAAGAUUUGCACUUGCCUAAAAAAAGAAACGAUAAAAAAACAACAAAAAAAUCAAACAAAUGGGGUUAGUUAUAGAAGUGAAUAUUUUUUUGGUGAAUGUGUAUGAAUGACUGAUGUGAGAUGGUUGGUUUUUGUCCGUAAUAUACCAGUCUGCACAAUGUUCCUUUUUCUUUUGUUGCUUACCAAGAUGUAUGAAACAUAAGAGGCCAUCUUUGUCUUUUUUCUUUUUUUUCUUUUUUUUUAUUCUAGAGAUGUUCAGAGUGAAUGUGUGUCUGUGUCCCUUCUCCAAACAGGGACUUGUUUUGAGAGAGUAUGAAUGAGAGAGAGAGAGGGCAAUUGCACAACACAUCCUUUCUCUCACCAGCUCUUCAUCCCCACGUAGAUGAAUUAGAAAUGCACACAUUUUUAAAUGUCAGCUUUCGCGCUCAUAACAUGAUGACCACCACUAGUUUAUUUCCCUUAGCUUUUCCCCAUGGGGAGCUGUCUCUGGACCCGCGAGGUCUCGUAGACAGGGCGAAUCAUGAGGGACGUUACUGUGUGUGCAUCUGAAUGAGACUUGUGUGUGUUUUCAGAGUGCAUGUUCAUUUACUGGUCAUAGAAAUGAGUUAAGAAUACAGGUACUCAUUUUGAAUACAUGUGCUUUUUUGUAUGUGUAUGAAUGCACAUUUGUGCCUAAGAACUUGGAUAGGGUGUGUGGCCAUUGAGACAUUAACUCUUUUUUUGAGAGCAGGUGUGACGUGUCAGUGCUCAGCACAGUGUAUGUAAAGUAUGUACGUUUGUAUCGUAAAUAAUUCUAGUUCAGUCUAGGGGUGAUCCAUCAAAAAGGUUAGUCCAGUCUGUUUUCCUGGGGUGUGAUCACAUUGCCUUUUGUCAGCUCUCGAACUUGUGAAUGAAAGGUGUCGAGUUUCUGACUCUGAAAAAAAAAAAUAGCAUCUUAAUGUGCAAGUGCACAGAACGGUGCAUGAAAUGUUAGCAUAUUGUGUUACUUAUUCGUUGUUGCAAUUUGAUAAUGACGAGUUUUCUUUUUUAAUGAAAAAUAUAUAUGAAUAUAUACAUUAUAUACAAAGUUUAAAAAGUAUUUGGACUAAGAUAAUGAGCACUUGGGGCUGCUAUUUUUGUUUUUUAAUUUUUUUUUUCAUUAAUUUGUUUUUUAUUUUGUUUCAUUAUUGCCAUGUGAAGUGUGUGUAUUUCUUUCUUAAGAAAAUAUUGAAUGUAUUCCAAAAAAAAUGACAAGAAACCCUUGCUGAUACCAGAUAUUUUUUUCCUCAGAAGAUUUCAAAAAUGGAAACAAUACAAAAAAAAAAGCUUCAAAGAGUUUAGCGAGGUCUUUUUUUAUUUUCACAGUAGAGAAGAAAAAAAAAACUUGGGAUGGAAACAGUUGAACACACUGCCUCUACAAUCCUGGUCGUACAAAUAGUGACUAAGAAUUCAAAGAAAGGACUUUUUCUAUUCCAUACUGGAGUUUUGGUUGUUUACAAACCACAUGGAUAUCCGUGGGUGCAGUUUUUUUUUGGUUCAUUUUUGUUUGUCUCAAAUUUGUUCGCUUCUAAAAAAAAAAAAAUGAGACGGGUGGGGUUUGCAAGUGCGCUUCUGCCAUAUGGACAUUAAGUGGCGUUGGAUUUUUUUUUUUCUCUUUCUUUUUUUUUUUCUCCAUGAGAGAGUGGCAGGCAUCACAACAACAUGGACAAGAUCCUCGAAUUGGACCGAAGUCUGAUCAUGGAUCCUGACACUCGAUCGUCCAUGGAGCAGAGGCGGGAAAAUCAAGGAUAAGACUCUGUUUUGUAGAGAAUAGAGUGCAGGGCUGCGUAACCCUGGAGGGAACUGAGGGCGAAAUGAGAACACCUGGUUCACGCACUUCGUCUUCACCUCAACCCUCACAAGCACUCACACCCUGCCCUCAACAACUCACCUAUGCACUUUUGUUCAUUCAAGCUGUGAGGUACCAUUUUGGGGAUGGGAGCACAAUUACAACAGGAGGAUUGCAACGACUUUGACUUAGUCACUGAAAAGAUAUUCCCAAACCGAAAAAAAAGAGACUUGAGAAGCAUGCCUUCUCCCACCUCCUGUAUAUAUUCAUAUUUUUGUAUUACCUUUCAGAGUAGAGAGAAAAUUUACAAAUGGAUGAAGGAAAAUUCUUGAGACACUGAUUAUAUGGAGUGAAUGUUCUUUAAGAAUACCAAUCUUUUUGAAAAUAGUUUGAGAGACUCGCUGUGAGUUUCCCGUAGUUUGCCAGUAGCCCUGAAAUAACCGGGGAUGGAAGGGAAAACCACAUGGAACAUGGACUGAGGUGCUAGAUGUGCUACAGCAUCUGCGAAAUGACUGAUAUUUACUUAUCCAAGUGGAUGUUGCAGCGCUUGCAAAGCUCCACCAUGAAUGUUUGCCAACAUGUGCAGUAAAGAGGCAGACUUUUACUUUGAAGAACUGUCGACAAGGAUGCUUCCACUUCGUGUCCCAACCUGGUGACUGCCUUGAGAGCUGUAGCAUGACCACAGAAGGGGAAGUUCUUGGAGUUGGUUCCUGGCUGUGCUUUAUUUGCUGCCCUCUGCAAGGAGGAUCUAAUCUACAGCCGUCACGUGAACCAACCAACCCAGAAUAUUUCCUUUUGAACUUAAAUCCUAAGAAACUUUUCUGUCUUGACCUUGGACUCGGCAGGCCAUUGGCAUUAUCAGUUGGACAGUUACCAGAUGAAGUUACAGGUUUAUCAACCAUGGAUUCCAUCUGUGUUGGAAAUGUUAGCCUGGGCAUUGGAUCGGCGCUCUCCUGCGAUAGUAUAAAGAAACACAAAUUGCCCAGGUGUCGUCAUCCACCUCAACCUGAAACUCUUGGGUGGUUCCGUGGAGGUCUUCUUACGGAGCGGUUAGAAGACCUGCCCUCCUGCUCAGACGUCUGUGUUGGGUUUUGGUGGAUGUGGCUAAAUUACAUCUAAGCCACUACAAAUCCCUGCAGCUGUGGAACUGGAUGAACUGAUAGAAUUGUACAAAAAAGACUGAAAAACAUGACAAAACACAAACACAUGGAUACACGUCUCAUAGAUUCUUAGAGUCCAAAGGAGUGGCAGACACUACAUGCACACUUAGAGCAAAAGCAUUGUACACACAGUUACAUUGCCUCUCCUCUGGAACUGCGUCUGCUCACGUAAUAGGGCUACAUCAACAUCACAUCACACAUACAUGCAGACACAAGCAUCAGUUCUCAGCACUAUACAAGCUGAGCUUUGUAAAUAAUGUAAAUGUUUGUGUUUUGAUUUUUCUCAGUAGGAUUUGCUUUAUUUCUCUGUUCAACAUGCCUUAAAUUGUAUAGUUCAGUCCUGAAUGGCUAACUGAAAAUGUUCUAAAGAUAAAUUUAAUUUGGAAACCACCUGGUUUACUGUCCUCUAAAGUUAAAGAAAGAGAAGAGCUUUUAACAAGACUGUUUCCUACUGGCUAACAGAAGUGUAUAUUCUCUAUUACCUUCAUAUUCUUCAUCUGAUCACCAUUAAAAUAACUAGUUAGCAGCAGAAUAGAGCAGCUUGGUGGCUUUGGUUCAUCAGACUGUGCCGGUGGUUGUUUUAUGUUGCCCUUUUGGUUUACUUCAAAUGAAGAGUGGAUUUGUUUAGAUUUUCUUUGUCGAUCAUUGCUAUAGAUGCAGGCUAAAAUCUGUACCGAGUGGAGCUGAGCUGAUGGGCUGGAUUGCACAGACUUGUGCUGUUUGAUUAAUGUUGGUUGCACUGCUGCAGGCAGAACUGAACCUGAGUGGCAGGUCAUUUUCAAAUUGAGAUACAAGCUCAGGCUUUUCUUUUCUCUCUUUUUUUUUUUUAAACACUCCAGGGACUUGAUGAUUUGGACGGUACAUGGUACUUUUUACAGUUAUGAGAUUAUGGCUUGGACUUGUUAGAGAACGCUUACCUGAUUGUGGGUCUUGACACUAAACCUGGACGUGGGUCAUAUCUGGGCCCCAGUUGGCCUCUGUUCUGUCUGUGACCCUGGUUGUGCUGCCGACUGUCUCAGGAGGCACUGAACAGAGGACUCAGUCUUGUGUCUUGUUACGUGUGUAUCUAAUUGGAUUUGAGCGAUUGUUUUUAGUCAAUCAAUAGAUUUUUCCUUGUUUGUAUCCUUGAUUGCUUAAAAAAAAAAAAUGCUGUUUUUAAAUCUAAAUGGCAACUGAUCUUCGUAGUAUACAAUCAGCUUAGAUGUGUAAUACAUUUUGAUUAGCUGAUAUUUUGGUGGAUAGUUAUCUGCCAUAGUUAACUAUGUAAACUGGGGUAGCCAUGGUAGCUGCCAAUAUAUCAUAAUUGUUGAAUUGCUCCUGAACUAAACAAAAAAUAACUAGGUUGGACAUUUUAAAAAGCAGAUACUGUGUGGAGUAGGUGUUGGUCGGUCAUUCAGUCUUAAAACGAUAAACAGUAGUUGUUUGCAGUUUAUUUUACUGAACUUCAAAGGCUUUUAUGAUGUGAUAACCUGUAAUAUUGUGUUGUCAAAAAGCCCUGGAUGUUUGGUUAAUGUUUUGGAAAUCAUCCUGUCAUAGUUUGUCCCCCAACGGUGUCACUGGCCUAAAUAUCGAAGGAAAAAGUAUCCUCCAGUCAGCUCAGCUCCUAUGUCUUUGAAUGUUGUUAAAAUAACAGCAUACAUGUAAUGAAACUGUUUUGGAAAAGAACAACUAAAAGAUAUGUAAAUAGUUUGGCUUUUGUUUGUUUGAAGAACAAAAUAAAUACUAAAUAAAUGGCA